AUGAAGUUCCUUCUGGGCUCCCUUCUUCUGGGUCUCGCCUCGGCCAGCGUCAGCCAUGCGCCUAUCUUGACUGGAGCGUCUGUUGAAACCCCGCUUACCACAUUCAAUCUCACCACUGGCGCCAAUUGUGCAUGCCGCACUCUUUCACGCACUUUUAGUGGCGUUAUCUUCCCGCGUGACACUAACUACUCUGCUGAGACCGUGGAGGCAUACUGGGACGUUCGUACUGAUUUGUCUCCUGCCUGUGUUUUCCUUCCUGAGACUGCGAAUGAGGUGGCGCACGCCAUCAAGGUGCUCAGCUCCUGUGAUGCACAGUUCGCGGUUCGCGGUGGAGGGCAUAUGUGUUACCCCGGAUCGAACAACAUCAAUGGAGGCGUCCUUAUGGGUCUUUCCAAACUGAACAGCUACAAAGUCCACAGCGAGACUAUCGUAGUCGGACCAGGUAUGACCUGGUACGAUGUCUACUCAGCUCUUGACCCGUACGGCCGUGCCGCUGUUGGUGGUCGCCUGAAAACAAUUGGUGUCCCCGGAUUGAGUCUUAUCGGCGGCUGGCACUACUUCAACAACAAAUGGGGAUUCGCCAUGGACAAUGUGCUCAGUUACGAUGUUGUCCUUGGAAACGGAACACAAAUAACGGUCAACAAGACCCAACACUCUGACCUCUUCUGGGCUUUGAAGGGUGGCGCUAACAACUUCGGCAUCGUGACCAAAUUCACCUUGAAGACCUUUGAUGUCCCUAAGAUCAGCACGACUAUCCAGGCUUACAAUGAGAGUGGGAUCCCCGACUUCCUGGAGGCGGUUUGCCAUGCGGCAAAGCUCGACGAGCAGGAUCCUAUUGCAGCCGGCAUGGUGGCUUCAAUCUCAUACAAUGUCACUACUAAGGCUGCGUCGGCUUCGUUGCUUGGUGUCCAGGAGGGCACCGAGAGCCCCCCGUCUCAAUUUGCAAACUUUUCUGCCAUUCCGUCAACCAUGAAAAUUGAUAAAGUCCAGACCAUGAAGACAUGGGCGCAGGCACUAGACUCGCCUAAGCAGAUGUUCCGUGUCAUGUAUUCUCACAAGACUAUCAAGCCUGACCCACAAGUUCUUUACAUGUUCUAUAAGAUCUGGAAGGAAGCGGUGGAUGAAAUUUCCGAUGUUCAGGGUCUCUACCCCACAUUUGUGACCAACGUGCAUGCGCCUGGCGCUUCUCGAGUUGGAAAGACCAAUGGAGUUGGCAAUGUCUGGGGCUUGGAAGCAGAGCCGUUGAUUUUGUGGCAAUUCAGCACUGGCUGGGCCUUAGAGCAGGAUGAUCUUCGCGUUCAAGCAUGGUCGCGCCAGCUCACAGAGAAACUCCAUGCUAUUAGUGUUGAGAAGGGACUUGCCUCCGACUUCAUCUACAUGGGAGAUGCUGGAGAGUGGCAGGAUCCUUUCCUAGGAUUUCCGGCUGAGAACGUCCUUCGCAUGAGAGAAAUCAGAUCGUCCUAUGACCCUAACGGCACUUUCUCCCGACUCAACUGGGGAGGCUUCAAGCUCGGUGUCUAG
Penicillium cosmopolitanum is the source of this 1521-nucleotide messenger RNA. RefSeq names its product FAD-binding oxidoreductase. NCBI's taxonomy places the organism in Eukaryota, Fungi, Ascomycota, Eurotiomycetes, Eurotiales, Aspergillaceae. Gene Ontology annotation, molecular function: FAD binding. The transcript is spliced from 4 exons. The record is from RefSeq and is a predicted model, not a curated record. The coding region runs from base 1 to 1521 and encodes 506 amino acids.